UCAGGUUGUUCUGGCGUGUGGAGGAUCCCUAUGAAGAACCUGCAAGUGUUUCGCAUGGACAAGCCCCCAUUAUCAACAAGUUUGCCUCUCUCAGAAAGAAGGAAGCUGGCGGAAAGCAAGGGCGAGUCGGGGCCACCAUGGUGACAUCACUUGAGGGAAUCUCCAAGUGUCAGCAGCCGCCUGCUCCACCUCCCCAGUGUACCCAGUUCCAGAGACAUGGGAGUGAACCUAGUGACCAUCGUGCUGCUUCUGGCAAAAACACUGAGUCGUGCAGAAGCAGGUUCCUGCUCUUCUGGAAGUGCACUCACUUGUGAAGACUGUUUGAGGCUUGGGCCGCUGUGUGGUUGGUGCUUCCAGGAGGACUUCAGCGACGAAUCAAAUUUUGGUGGAAGAUGUGACACUCUUGACAAUCUCUCGUUGCGAGGAUGUCCUCCGGAGUUUAUUGAAUCCCCUGUCAGCCACCUUAGAGUUGUAAAAGGCGAGCCUUUAAGCUUGACCAGCGCGAAGAGGGACGGGAAAAGGAUACAAAUGUCCCCACAAAAACUUGUACUUAACCUGCGACCAGGCAGGCGGCUGACAUUUGGAGCAGAUGUGCGGCAGUUUGAAGAUUAUCCAGUUGAUCUCUAUUACCUAAUGGACCUUUCUGCCUCUAUGAUUGAUGACCUGAACAGAAUUAAAGAACUGGGCUCCUCUCUCUCCAAAGAGAUGGCUAAACUGACCAGUAACUUUAAACUGGGCUUUGGAGCAUUCGUAGACAAGCCAGUAUCUCCUUUUAUCAAAACUACGCAGAAGGAUUUAGCCAAUCCCUGCUGGACUCAGGACACAGAAUGUUUGCCCACAUUUGGUUAUAGACAUAUGCUUUCACUGACUGAGGACACAACAAAAUUUAAUGAAGUUGUUCAAAAACAGCAAAUUUCCGCGAAUGUCGAUGAUACUGAAGGAGGAUUUGAUGCAAUAUUACAAGCAACUGUCUGUAAGGAAAAGAUUGGUUGGCGUAAUGAUUCCUUGCACUUGUUGGUAUUUGUGACUGAUGCUGAUACACAUUUUGGAAUGGACAGCAAGUUGGCUGGGAUUGUCAUACCUCAUGAUGGAAAAUGCCACUUAGACAAUGAGAACAAAUAUACAAAGUCAACAGCAAUGGAAUAUCCCUCACUUGGGCAACUAAUAGAAAAGCUUGUGGAAAACAACAUCUUGCUGAUUUUUGCUGUGACAGAUAAGCAGCUAAACACAUACAAGAAUUAUGCAACACUGAUACCUGGUGCCACAGUGGGGCGACUCGCAAGUGAUUCUGGAAAUAUCCUUCAAUUGAUUAUUAAGGCCUACAAGGAACUGCGAUCAGAGGUGGAGCUGGAAGUGACAGGAGAUACUGAUGGAGUGCGGUUCUAUUUCACUGCUAUCUGUCAAGAUGGUGCUAUCCUCCAAGGACAGAAAAAAUGUUCUCAUCUCUACAUUGGAGACACAGUCUCUUUCAAUGUGACUGUAGAAUUGGAAGAAUGUCUGAAUGAACCUAAGCAUAUCGUAAUCAAGCCCUUUGGAUUCAGAGACAGCCUAGAGAUUGAGAUACAGCCAGCUUGUAGCUGCAGCUGCCAAUCAAAUGCAGAGCACAAUAGCUCAAGAUGCAACAACGGCAGUGGCUCUUUCCAAUGUGGUGUAUGUGUUUGCAAUGUCGGCCGAUUAGGUCCUCAUUGUGAAUGUACAGAAGAGAACAUAAACACAGGUAGCUGCAAACACAGUGCAGAAAACGUUUCCUGCAAUGGUCGAGGAGACUGCUACUGCGGGCAGUGUGUCUGUCAUCCUUCUGAAUUUGGACGAAUAUAUGGUGCCUAUUGUGAAUGUGAUGACUUUUCCUGUGUGAGAUUUAAAGGACUUCAGUGUGCAGGUCAUGGGCAGUGUGAUUGUGGAGAAUGUCACUGUCACCACGGAUGGAGUGGUGAAUACUGCAAUUGUACAGCCAACACUGAUCUUUGCAUUUCUGAAGAUGGUGCAAUAUGUAGUGGCCAUGGAGAAUGUAUCUGUGGGAAAUGUGUCUGCACGCAUGCAGGAUCCUCAGGGGAUAAAUGUGAAAAAUGUUCAACUUGUGGUGACACCUGCACUUCGAAACGGAGCUGUGUUGAAUGUUACCUUUCUAACAUGGGUGGAUCAGUAGAAGAAUGCCAAGAAAAAUGCAUGAUAGUUGAUUCCACAGUCAAUCAAACCGCAGAAUUCGAAGAAAACCAAUCAAUCUACUGUUCUUUGAAAAGUGGCAAUGACUGCACAAUAUCAUUCCGUAUUGUUAAUGAUCAACAUGGAAGAUCACUUCUAUAUGAUCUUGAACAAACAGAAUGCCCCUUGCCUCCAAAUGUAAUUAUGAUAGUUUUGGGAAUAUCUUUGGCAAUCCUUGUGGUUGGUUUGGUUAUCCUCAGUAUCUGGAAGAUGUUUAUAUCCAUUCAUGAUCGCAAAGAAGUGGCCAAAUUUGAAGCAGAACGAGCAAAAGCUAAGUGGCAAACGGGCACGAAUCCACUUUACAGAGGGUCAAUUUCCACAUUUAAAAAUGUGACCUAUAAAAAUUAUGGAAAAAAGGAAGUCACUACAAUUGGGAAUUAAUGCUUAAUUUAUUGGAAAAUUGUAAGUUUAACUAAUGGACAUGAUGCACUUUUAUGUUUGCUUUUAUCUCAAUUAUCAAAAUUUAUAAGCAUGUUUUAGGUUUUUGUCUGUUUAGUGUACAUAAAAUUUGUAACACCAUGUGUAUAUUUUG
Hemiscyllium ocellatum (epaulette shark) is the source of this 2734-nucleotide messenger RNA. It is a transcript of the gene itgb6, whose product is annotated as integrin, beta 6. Gene Ontology annotation, molecular function: integrin binding. Bases 217 to 2583 code for a protein of 788 amino acids. Lineage: Eukaryota; Metazoa; Chordata; Chondrichthyes; Orectolobiformes; Hemiscylliidae. Gene Ontology annotation, biological process: integrin-mediated signaling pathway; cell adhesion mediated by integrin; cell-matrix adhesion. The record is from RefSeq and is a predicted model, not a curated record. Gene Ontology annotation, cellular component: focal adhesion; cell surface; integrin alphav-beta6 complex. The transcript is spliced from 18 exons.